Anopheles stephensi (Asian malaria mosquito) is the source of this 3010-nucleotide messenger RNA. Its product is annotated as nucleosome assembly protein 1-like 4. Gene Ontology annotation, molecular function: histone binding; chromatin binding. The record is from RefSeq and is a predicted model, not a curated record. Gene Ontology annotation, cellular component: nucleus; chromatin. The transcript has 2 exons. NCBI's taxonomy places the organism in Eukaryota, Metazoa, Arthropoda, Insecta, Diptera, Culicidae. The coding region runs from base 404 to 1618 and encodes 404 amino acids. Gene Ontology annotation, biological process: nucleosome assembly.
GCUUUGCUGGACGCAUGACCACGGAUAAUAGAACGGUUUAUUCCAUCGUCUCCCGUCGGAAGCUGUCUUCCAUGUGAAAUUCUCUUCCCGUGUGUCGUUUCGCGGUCCACGCAGCAGUAUCCCGUUUUCCCCGAAAGCAAAAGCAAUCAAUCGAAGGUGCGUGCAAGAUAUUUUAUCCGUAGCUAUUGGUAACUGCUGCUUCUGUAGGCUCGCCCCCAAUCGGUAGAACACCGUUUUGCAGAAGGUUUAGUGCGUAGUUUCACUAUACCGCGUGUGAGCGUGUCACGACCCGGCUAAUUCCGGUUCCUGUUGUGUGUGGCAUUAGUUCUAGCGGUCAGCAAGGAGGAUUGCGGAUACGCAGUAGUGUUCCUCGCAGGCAAAUAGCAAAUAGAAACAGGCGACAAUGACCACCGGAGCUAAGACGGAAUCGUCGGACGUGGAGGUGCCCGACCUGGUCGAUGCGCCCGGCUAUCUGGACCCAUUUUCGCGCCGCUACAUGAUGAAACAGUUCAUCGCGGCGUUGCCGGAGACGGCCCAGCAGCGGGUGAACGCGCUCAAGCAUCUGCAGGUCGAGUACACCAAGCUGGAGGCCAAGUUCUUCGAGGAGGUGUACCAGCUGGAAUGUAAAUAUCAGCAGCUUUACCAGCCGAUCGUCGACCGGCGAAAGGAGAUCGUGACCGGCAAGGCGGACCCGACGCCGGAGGAAGCGGUCUGGGAGGAGCCACAGAACAAGGAGGAUGGCGAGGAGGAGGAGGAGCAGGACGAGGAUGACGAGAUCAACGAGAAGUUGAAGAAGAUGGCGCUAAAUUACCACAAGGAACUACCCACGAACGGACAAGGCAUCCCGAACUUUUGGCUGAUGGUGUUCAAGAACACGGAAGCGCUGGCCGAGCUGGUGCUACCGCACGACGAGCCGGUGCUCGAGUAUCUGCGCAACCUGAACAUUGUGUACGAGAAGGACCCGAUGUCGUACGUGAUCGAGUUCCAUUUCGAUACGAACCCGUACUUCAAGGACACCGUGCUGACGAAGAAGUACUUCCUGCGCUGCAACAUCGACAAGGACGAACCGUUCGGCUUUGAGGGGCCAGAAAUUUACAAGUGUACCGGCUGCCCGAUCAACUGGAACCCGGGCAAGAACGUGACGGUAAAGACGAUCAAAAAGCAGCAGAAGCACAAACAGCGCAACGCGACGCGCAUGGUCACGAAGACCAUGUCGACCGAAUCGUUCUUCAACUUCUUCUCGCCACCGCGCGUCCAGGAGGAUGACACGCUGGACCCAGAAACGCAGUUCCUGAUCGGGCGUGACUUCGAGGUGGGUCACUUCCUGCGGGCACGCAUCAUCCCGAAGGCCGUCCUGUAUUACACCGGUGAGGUGAUCGAUGAGGACGACGACGACGAUGAUGACGAGGAGGAGGAGGAGGAAGAGGACGAGGAGAUGGAAGAUGAGGAUGCGGAGGAGGAGGAGGACGAGGAUGACGAGGAGGAGGAGGAGAGUGCACCGAAGCCACCGGCAGCCGCCAGUAAUCGGGCGAAGAAGUCGAAAGGUGGCCGUGGGGGUGGUGGUGCAGGUGGAGCGAAGAAGACCGGUGAGCAGCCGCCCGAAUGUAAUCAGCAGUAGAGCGCGCGGGACAGGACGUGUUUACGGUCAAUUCAUGGGUAGGGAUACAAGAACUGCACGUGUUUUAGUCUCUAUCAUUUAAAGCUACUCCUCUACGUACGUAUCAUCGCUUUUCCUUUUGUUUGUUCGUCGUCCUUUAAGCGUUUUGCAUCCGGAGAAUCUUAGAUGGCCGGAUGGGUUUUCAUUGACGGUUAUGUUGUGGGGUGGGCGGUAAUGUUAUGGAACAUGCCAUCGGUAGCAAAAACAUUUAUUGAAACAUCAUUAAACAAGCAGGGAAUCGGAAGGCCAAGUCUUCGCAGAAUGUGUUCAGUUGUACUGACAGAAAAGGAACAGGUAGAAAAGAAACUAAAGCAGCGCUUAAGAGGAGGGAGCACACAUACACACACAAACAAGCCUGGUUUUCGGAGGACGCAGGAAGAGAUCGAGGAGCGAAACAUACUUUCCCUUAUAAUUCUAUUAUUGUUUGUGCUGCGCCGAGUUCGAAAAAAAGAAUCUUCCGUAUUCCUGAUAUCGAAAUACUCUAGCAUUGCUAAGUAUCAUUGGACGUUAAGUUGUCUUAUAUACCCUGCCGCUACGCUAUAUUAGCUACGCAUUCUAAUACAAACAUACACAAACGCCAACAGAAAACCAACCGACAUAAAAGGUGGCUCUAGUAGUCGAAAGUCUUGCGUUCUGCAAAAAUCGAGUCCGGCCGCUACAGAAUUUCUCAGGAUCAGGAUCGCAAGAGCUGUUAGGAAAACAUUUGCGCUUUGCCUUGGUAUGGAUGCAGAGUUGACGGAACGGUUCUUGUCGCAGCGUUUAGCGCACACCACGGCUCACGCAUUUCGUUUCUCCAAUUCCAGUAACAGCAACUUUCGUCGUCUGCUUUCCAUUAUAAUAAAAAUCGACACACAAAACACCGACAAGCGCGAAGAAACAAACAGAAAACACACCCUAUUAUACAUUAAUAAAAAAGAAACAAACUUAUGUAUUUAUGUUAUCAGGAUACAACACACGUAAACUAUAUUUCUAUACAACAACACAAUGGCGUGUGUUUUUUUAUCUGAAUUUUGUACUAAGUUGUACUAGGCUGAAGUGAACGAUCAUUCUCUUAAUUGUUUCUGAAAAGAAAAAAGCUAUCGAUAGGUAACGAAUUUCGUCAGGAGAAAGUGGCGAAUGGUGAAGUUAUAACUACUUUCGACAUUUUUCUCUACCAAUUUUAACGGGUGGGAUUUUUGUAGCAAAAAAUCCGGAUCCAUGUAUAACCCGCGGGAAGGCAACACAUUGAGUUAAUUGUUCUUCGCCCCCUAAGCUUUUGUGGUAUAUUGUUGUGAAGAAGCUGAACGUAAAUUUCUAGCGUAAAGAAAGCGUAUUAUUGAAAUGAAUAAAGUGUGCGGUGGAAGUAACAACGUA